UUUGAAGGCAUGACAGCAACUUAAAAGUUUUAUUUUGAAAUGUUUUUAUUGAAUAUAUUAUUCGAAAAAGUUGCAGCUUCAGCUGUCUAUGUAACACUGGAAGGUGAGGCUCGCGUGCAAUGGUCUCUCAGCGGCAAGAGUGACUCGGCCAACUACUGUGGUCAUCAGCAAUAUUUAUAUACGCGCACCAAUGUUUUUGAUAGUGCCGAAUUCCGUGCGGGCACACACGUCUACGUGCUGCGCUUGCGUAUACCGUCCGGUUGUCCGUCCUCAUGCAAAGGUCCCUAUGGUUUCAUAGCUUACAAUAUCUCGCUUACCAUCGCCAAGCCGUGGACAUUUGACGAGGUAUUCCGUAAACCCAUAACAGUGGUGCAGGCACUAAACCUGAAUCAUAACCCGGAAUAUGGACUGCCAAUACGCGACGAGAACGUGAAAUAUCUCUGCAAUUGGCCAUGCACCUCGGGACCCAUUAUGUACACAUUACUACUGCCUUACAAUGGUUUCGUGGCACGACAGCAAAUAACGUUCUUCCUGGAAGUGGACAACCAGUCGCCGCACUAUGACAUUUCCAGCGUUGAGGCCUCUCUCAAACAGCACUUUAUUUUCCUAGCACGACAGCCUUAUAAACGCAACUUCUAUACAAAAACAUUGGCGAAAAGCAUCAUUACGGAACGUACGCUACGACUGACCAAACGCAUGUAUCAGGGCACCGUAUGCGUGCCCUCCGAUACACCGCGUUCAACACUUAAUCCCAAUUAUAUUGUUUUUGUACACUACACGCUGCAAGUAAAGUUGAAGACUGGCUACUUUCACUAUGAUACAGAUCUGUCGGUGCCUGUGGUGAUAGGUACCAUUCCGCUGCAGCAGCGCGGUGUACAACUGGUGACCACGCAGCCGCGUAGAAUCAGCAGCCGUGAUAUAUCUACGCUAGAGGAGGAGGACGGUGAUGUGGCGGGUGAGCAGUGGAGUGUACAGGCGGAAAUUAAUCAGACCGAAGAGGAUGAUGAGGGCAAUGAUGAUGACGAUGAUGAUGAUGAUGAUGAUGUGAUCCAGCCAGUAGCCAGUAGCCGCGCUACAUCACGACGAAUACGCACUCAAGAUAUAACUAAUAACAACGACGACGAUGAGCCGCCUUCAUAUGACAGUUGUUUACCUCCAUCCUUCAGUUUUGCCACGCUCAGCAGCCAACAAACGCUGGACAGUGUUGGCCACUCCUCAGAUUCGAAACCACGAGGACAACAACAACGUGCGAUUAAGUUGCCCAAAUUUCCUGGCUACGACAUUGUGGCUGCCUCAACACAGGCCAUUAAUAUGUCUGCAGACUCGGCUUUGAGCUUGAAUUACUACCAUUCCUACGGCUCGCUUGGCACUGGGCACACCGGACGCAGCCUGGACACUUUUGCUUCGAGUUGUGGUGUGCUGAGCGAAACCGAUGAGCAUGUGCAAGACGCCAAUGGAGGCGAUGACGAUGACGAUGAUGAGGACAUUUUCUAAAAAAAAAAACGGAAAUUAUAGAAUUUACUUGAAACCGACUAAGGUGCCAAAGAAUUAAACAAAAAGUGCCAAAAGACAAAACUGCAACUUGCCACUCGCCAAUAUGCCAAUACCUCAUUUUGUAGUUUGUAAAUUAUUAUAAUGCUUAUAUUACAUAAUAUGUCCACUUGAUGCCUUAGGGUUAGUGUAAAAACGUUACACGAUUUAAUAUUUUAGUUGUAGAAGCUUUGAAAUUAUUUUCGAUAAUAUAUAUAAUAUAUAUAUUUACCAUA
This is a messenger RNA of Bactrocera latifrons, 1766 nucleotides long. Its product is annotated as arrestin domain-containing protein 3. The transcript is spliced from 4 exons. The record is from RefSeq and is a predicted model, not a curated record. Gene Ontology annotation, cellular component: cytoplasm. NCBI's taxonomy places the organism in Eukaryota, Metazoa, Arthropoda, Insecta, Diptera, Tephritidae. Gene Ontology annotation, biological process: protein transport. The coding region runs from base 40 to 1494 and encodes 484 amino acids.